AUGUUGGAGGGUGGUGAGACGUCAGAGACAUUGGCUCCUCCCCCUAUGCAAGAUGCGAGCCGCCUAAAGCGUCCUCGUGUCACCUCGCCGGGUAGCAAGACUCUAAUCGAACCUGAACAUGGAAGUGCACGAAGUCCAAGUUUAUCCGCCUCGUCGGCAGACGGUGGGGGAAACUCAGCAAGAACUUCUCCCUCUCACCGUUUGCCACGUUAUCCGAUUGAUGCAAUAGAGCCUCCUCGGAAAGGUCCACGCCUGGAACCAAGGCUUUCACCGCGUCCAGACGCUCUGUCGGAACAUCGGUCGACUCUUGCACCUUACCCAACCAUUGUACAGCGCCGAGCCGAAAAAUCCAUGCAAAAAGUGCCUAACCUUUAUCUUACCCCUAGCAGAGAUGGCGAAGUACCAGAAGCAGACACAAUGGGACCAUCUGUGCGCAGUGCUCCGCCUCAGCAGCAUCACUUUGGUAGUGACGCGCGACUCCCGCCGCCUUCACUCUUGUUCCGUGCGAGUCGACGCGAGAGUCUGCCAGAAAAUGAAGACGCACGUAAGCGCCAACUACCCACUGCACUGCACCAACAAGACUUGCAAGGUUAUUUUCCGACACCCGGAGGCACGCCACGCUUGCACCUUCCACCUCAGGGCGCAUUGCCCUCGCCUGCUUAUCAUACCGUUCGCAUGGAUCCCCAUACGCCGCGUGUAAAUGUAGAGCGCAUGCUUCCAGCGUACGAGUAUUCAGGUCGCGUCACGGAUGCUUCUGAUGCCGAAUUGGCAUCGGCUCCGCCUCGUUCACCUAUGGCGCAAAAGGCGCAGUUCUUAUCCCUCUUUUCUGACUUUUUCGAUUCUCUGGCCGAUAGCCGGACACUUAAGGCUACGCUAGAGCAUCAAAUACGUGCAAGCCAUACACUGCUUCAAACUCUUCAGCGUUCCAACGAAGUAUUUGAACAGGCGGUAGAGCAGCGCGUGAAACAGGAAACCAUGGCCUGGGAAACGCACUUUGCUCGGCUUGAGGACCGAAUCAAGCACCUAGAAUCUCGUCUUCCUGAUGCGUAG
Messenger RNA from Malassezia restricta, 1050 nucleotides. RefSeq lists its product as uncharacterized. The record is from RefSeq and is a predicted model, not a curated record. Bases 1 to 1050 code for a protein of 349 amino acids. The transcript has a single exon. Lineage: Eukaryota; Fungi; Basidiomycota; Malasseziomycetes; Malasseziales; Malasseziaceae.